CGCCUCGCUGCAUCUCCUUUGCCUUUGUUAUGCAUCUCGGUCGGAGUGACUGCAGAUCGGGUCUCCUCCGAGUCUCUCUCGGGCAGAGAGACCCCGAGUGUCAUCCAGUGUUCCAUCGGACAGCAAAUGGAAGGAAAGCUUGACUCCAACUGCCAGACUUCCCCGCGCAGUCUAGACUCCACCUCCUCCCCUCCUCCACUCUCCCACUUCUCCGCGCCAAUGGAUGCCUCAUAUCACUAUCGCGGACUUCGUUGCGAUCAAUAUCUCGCAGCUCGGCGAAUGUCCUACUGCUCCAAAUCCACCCAUCCCCAAGAGGAGAACUGUUGAUAAGAUGUAGUGCAUGAUGAGGGAAGGCCUCUAUUUAUUCGAGGAACUGGCCAGGCUCCGGCUGCCCAUACCCGACGGAUGACUUUCACAAGCACAUCGGUGACUCUCGCUUUUUUUGACUCUUGCUGAUCUUGUUCCGACCUCAAAAUGUCUCUGGCUGAGUCCCAAUACAUAAUUCAGCUCCCCAAGACGCCCUCCAUAAUUGGUGCGCUGGACCCUCGAGGCAUUGUCCAACGAUGGCUCACAAACCUCGAGGCACUCCUCACCACAGGCACUUUCCACCAACUUGCAGCUCUUCUCCAUGAAGAAUCUUGGUGGAGGGAUUUAUUGGCAGUGAAUUGGGAUCUGCGCACGAUCCAGAAUCUGGAUCGGAUACAGGAUUUCCUGUCUCAAAAUCAGCCCCGUGCUGGUCUGUCUGCUUUCCGUGUCCAACACGAGGGCAAGUUUCAGCCAAAGCUGGAAUUCCCGACGGAAGGCCUAAGAUGGAUCACCUCCAUGUUCCUCUUCGAGACGCGCGUAGGCCACGGGACUGGGGUAAUCCGACUGACGCAGAAUGAGGCCGGCGAAUGGAAGGCAUAUUCGGUGUGUACGACGCUGCAGGGUCUAAAAUCCUUCGAAGAACCCUUGGGUCUACGCAGAGCACAGGGUACCAUUGAAACCAUGCCUGGUGGUCUUAGUCAGGGAAACUGGCUUGAGCGCCGUCAAAGGACGAUCAAGUUCGAGAACGAGGAGCCUACAGCUUUGAUCGUCGGUGCUGGACAAUCCGGCCUAAACAUGGCUGCUCGACUCCAGUCCUUAGGUGUAUCUCAUCUUAUUAUCGACCGGCAUGAGCGGAUAGGCGAUAAUUGGCGCAAGCGAUACAGAACUCUUGUCACUCAUGACCCCGUCGAAUACACUCACAUGGCAUAUCUGCCCUUCCCUAAGAAUUGGCCGCAGUACACGCCGAAGGACAAGCUCGCCGACUGGUUCGAAGCAUAUGCCAGCAUCAUGGAGCUCAACGUAUGGCUGCAAACCUCCAUCAAGUCCGCCACCCACGACGACGCCAAGCAACAAUGGACCGUAGUCGUCGCCCGUGGCAGUGGAGAGGAACGCACUCUUCAUCCGCGCCAUCUGAUCUGGUGUACUGGUCACUCAGGAGAGCCAUUGGCCCCGACCUUCCCCGGUCAGGAGCACUUCAAGGGUACCGUCUACCACGCGAGCCAGCACGACGACGCAUCUUCACACAACGUCAAGGGCAAGAAGGUCAUCGUGGUCGGCACCGGCAACAGUGGCCACGACAUCGCGCAGAAUUACUACGAAAACGGGGGCGAGGUGACCAUGCUGCAACGCAGCGGCACCUACGUGAUCACCGCCGAAAAAGGUGUACUAAUGAUGCACGAAGGCCUCCACGAAGAGAACGGCCCCCCAACUGAAGAAGCCGAUCUCAUCGCCGAAUCCCUCCCCUACCCCGUCCGCUUCGCCCUGGACGUCCACUUCACGAAACGCGUCCAAGCCGCCGAGCACGACCUCCUCACGGGCCUCCAGCAAGCCGGCUUCGCCCUGGACUUCGGCCCGGACGGCGCCGGCAUCUCGCGCGCCUACAUGACCCGCGGCGGCGGGUACUACAUCGACGUCGGCUGCAGCCCCCUCAUCGCCGCCGGCAAGAUCGCCGUCCAGCGCAGCUCCGAGGGCAUCUCGCAUUUCACGGAACGGGGCAUCACGCUCCGCGACACCAACCACACCACGCUGGACGCGGACGUCGUGGUGCUCGCCACGGGGUACGAUAACAUGCGCACCACCGUCCGGAAGGUGCUCGGGGAUGGGGUCGCGGACCGUCUGCGGGAUGUGUGGGAUCUGGAUGAGGAGGGGGAAGUUAAUGCUAUGUGGCGCCCUAGCGGUCACCCCGGGUUCUGGUAUAUGGGCGGCAAUCUGGCGCUGUGUCGCGUGUACUCCAAGUUUCUGGCGUUGCAGAUCAAGGCCGUGGAGACUGGGUUGGUGGAGGGGCAGCAGGCGCAGUCGAAGCUCUAGUGGUCAUUGCUGCACAUGGAGAACCAGUUUAGACAUAAAAGGGUAGCUUGUGAUUGGCUAGAGGAUUACCGAAGCCGAAACCUCUACACUUAUACUACGGAGCCUCAGGUCAGAGAUGAACUCAUCAUUCGUAGACCUCUCCCUUAGGAGAGGGACAGACAGUGAAAAUUCUUCUAUA
Aspergillus japonicus CBS 114.51 is the source of this 2512-nucleotide messenger RNA. RefSeq names its product putative flavin-binding monooxygenase. The coding region runs from base 475 to 2334 and encodes 619 amino acids. The record is from RefSeq and is a predicted model, not a curated record. The transcript has 5 exons. Gene Ontology annotation, molecular function: flavin adenine dinucleotide binding; monooxygenase activity. NCBI's taxonomy places the organism in Eukaryota, Fungi, Ascomycota, Eurotiomycetes, Eurotiales, Aspergillaceae.